Molecule: messenger RNA, 1141 nt
Organism: Rana temporaria (common frog)
Lineage: Eukaryota; Metazoa; Chordata; Amphibia; Anura; Ranidae
Product: phospholipase A and acyltransferase 2-like
Exons: 5
Coding region: 217-693 (158 amino acids)
Biological process (GO): N-acylphosphatidylethanolamine metabolic process
Cellular component (GO): cytoplasm
Molecular function (GO): A2-type glycerophospholipase activity; glycerophospholipid phospholipase A1 activity
Source: RefSeq, a predicted model, not a curated record
GAUGUAUUUUACUGAUGAUCGCUCACAUGUAUCCCCUUGAUAUCAGCAAGGACUGCAAUCUGCGUGUUGCUACUUUAUGGGCUGCUGAUAUGUGUUAUACUGUAAAUGUAAUUAUGGAAUCAGACUCCGGCACAACCGUCUAGCUGUGGCCUAGUAAUUAGACUAGGAUGGGAAGGAUUGUGACGGCAUAACAAAAAGGCAGAACAUCAAGAAGUCAUGCCACUGAUGUCGGGUCCACCACCUCAGCUAGGAGACCUGAUUGAAUUUUUCCGGCCUUUGUACCAGCACUGGGGAAUAUACGUAGGGAAUGGCUAUGUUGUCCAUCUCACAGAUCAAGACGGCUGGUCAAGCUUGUCAUCAGCUUUUGGUGGCUCUGCAGUGGUGAGAAAAGAUCGCCUGGAAGAUGUUGCACAUGGCUGCAAUUACAGAGUGAAUAAUAAAUUUGAUCAGAAGAUGAGUCCGUACCCCUCAGAAAAGGUGGUGCAAGCAGCACUGCAGCAAUUGGGUCAGAUAAUGCCAUAUAGUGUCACCAGUGCCAACUGCGAACAUUUUGUUACAGAACUACGAUAUGGAAACUGCUUCUCUGAGCAGGUUGCUAAUGUUGCCCUUUACACAGCAGUUGGAGGAGGAAUACUAGCAGCAGCAUUAGCCACCCUUGCUAUUAUUACAAGGAGCAGACGGCAAAACCAGUAAUGGCAAGAGAGAGUUGCUGAAAAGUGAAUGCAGAAAUGGUACAACAAAUGAACUGUCAACUGCAAACAGGCAACGAGUGUCAUAGUUUUUAUAUAUUCAUAUAGGGAUUUCUGCUAAAAAAAAACUUUUAAACCCUUCCUAACAACAGCAGCUGCAGACUUAUUCAUACUACUGUUGCCUUACCACAAAGGUCUUCUAAAGAUAAGAGUAAAUAAAAAUCCUAUGUCGCAGAAAUAUAGAUAUGACUUCCUGAAGAAAUAUCAGAAGCGAGACUUUACAUGAAGAAUAACCCAAAGCAGCAAGUUAAAAAAAAAAAUAUAUAUUUUAUCACUGUAACAUACCCGGUUAUACACUGAUUUACAAGUGUUUUGGCUUAUCUUAACCACUUCAUUCCUGGGCACUUAAACCCCCUUCGUGCCCAGACCAAUUUUCAGCUUUCAGCGCUGAC